CACGCACGUAGUUGGAUGACGCGCGCGUGCGAACCCUAGGGCUAAUAUGCCACUACGGCAGAAUACGUGGCAUCGCGAGGACGCGGGCUGCGAUGGAGGGGGCAAAGCGAUGGCCCCACCUCGCGCGGUCGAACCGACGAGGCGAGGUAAACACGUCUGGGUCCGCGGCGAGGGCGCGUCCGGGACGACGACGAACGCUCAGCCACCUCGGCCGCAGAGAAAGAAGAAAGGGACGUGGGUGAGGGGCGAGGCGAGCACCGCGUCCGCUCCCCGAACCGCCGUGCGCGGUGGAGCGGUCGCGAAACCCAAAGGACCCGCGAGCCGUCGGGGAAGCGGCGCGCGGAUCGCGACAGCGAAGGCGAAGAAGCCCGCGCCCGUCGGCGGUCUCCUGUGCGGCCGGUUCCUUCGCACGGGGAAGUGCUCGCGGCGGUUCGCGACCGGGGCGUCGAGAUGCCAGCGCGCGCACGAUCCCGAUAAAGUCGCGGUGUGCACGAAGUGGCUCGCGGGCAAGUGCGACGACGACGGCGAGUGCACGCUGCAGCACCGCGCGGUGCCGGAACGGAUGCCCACGUGCAGCUAUUUCCUCGCCGGAGCGUGUUCGGCGCGCGAGUGCCCGUACCUUCACGUCAACGUCGACCCGGCGGCGCCGGUGUGUCAGGCAUUUCUGGACGGGUACUGUCCGAGGGGUUUGCAGUGUCGAAAUAAGCACACGAUGGUGUGUCCCAACGGCACCGCGUGUCCCAACCGAAAAGCGUGCCGAUUCCAUCAUCCGCGUCAGAGGGCAGAGGAAGGCGGGAAGGAGGACGAUGACGAAGACGAAUGAGGGCGACGCGGCGGCGGCGGCGGCGGCGACGACGACGGAUGGACGGUCGUGUUAUUUGUAUUAGAUAUUAGUAAUAGAUCUAGCUUACUCG
This is a messenger RNA of Micromonas pusilla CCMP1545, 914 nucleotides long. RefSeq lists its product as uncharacterized. Gene Ontology annotation, molecular function: metal ion binding. Lineage: Eukaryota; Viridiplantae; Chlorophyta; Mamiellophyceae; Mamiellales; Mamiellaceae. Gene Ontology annotation, cellular component: nucleus. The record is from RefSeq and is a predicted model, not a curated record. The transcript has a single exon. The coding region runs from base 110 to 823 and encodes 237 amino acids.